Messenger RNA from Syzygium oleosum, 2008 nucleotides. Its product is annotated as protein NUCLEAR FUSION DEFECTIVE 4-like. Gene Ontology annotation, biological process: transmembrane transport. The record is from RefSeq and is a predicted model, not a curated record. Gene Ontology annotation, cellular component: membrane. The transcript is spliced from 2 exons. Gene Ontology annotation, molecular function: transmembrane transporter activity. Bases 223 to 1812 code for a protein of 529 amino acids. Lineage: Eukaryota; Viridiplantae; Streptophyta; Magnoliopsida; Myrtales; Myrtaceae.
AUGGCGGUCUCCCAUCAAUGAACAGGGAUCAGUCAACGCUGGCGAUAAGGUUAGAUACCAGAGUCAAGUAAGGUGCGACCCUGUCUUUCGCUUCUGUUCCUUCCCAGAUCGUGGCCAAGAACAGCAGCAGCAGCAGCAGGGGGAACAUCUGAAACUUCCCGAAACGAAACCUUAACGAGAAUCGAGAAGCGACCCGGCACGCGGCCAGUGUGAGAGGCGAGCAUGGAGAGGAGGGUGGACAACAAGUGGGUGUCGACGAUCGCGAGCGUGUGGAUCCAGGCCAGCGGCGGCGCGUCCUACACCUUCGGCAUCUACUCCUCCACCCUCAAGUCCUCCCAGUCCUACUCCCAAUCCACCCUCGACACCGUCUCCGUCUUCAAGGACAUCGGUGCCAACGCCGGCGUCAUCUCCGGCCUCUUCUACUCCGCCGUCACCGGGGAGCGCGGCCGCUCCGGGCGGUCGGUGCUCUCGCCCGGGCCGUGGCUCGUCCUCCUCGCCGGGGCCGUGCAGUCCUUCGCCGGGUACUUCUUCAUGUGGGCCUCCGUCGUCGGGGUGAUUGACCCGCCGCCGGUCGCGGUGAUGUGCCUGUUCAUGUGGGUGGCGGCCCACGCGCAGACUUUCUUUAACACCACCAACGUGGUCAGUGGCGUGCACAACUUCUCCGAUUACAGUGGGACAAUUGUGGGCAUCAUGAAGGGCUGUCUUGGUCUGAGUGGAGCUAUACUAAUCCAAGUGUACUAUACAAUGCUCAAGGACCAGCCGAGUGCCUUCAUUCUGAUGCUAGCAUUUUUACCAACAUCCGUGUCGCUCAUGCUCAUGCUUUUGGUACGAAUCUACGACACGAAUGCAAUGGGAGACAAGAAGCAUUUGAAUAGCAUCUCUGCAGUCGCUCUGAUCAUUGCUGCUUAUCUCAUGAUCUUAAUAAUUCUGGAGAACAUCUUUACCAUGCCGUUAUGGUCACGUAUCCUAACGUUCAUAGUUCUGCUAUUUCUGCUUUUUUGGCCUCUUAAAACGGCGAUUGUGGCAAUGAGGGGGGAAAGGGAAGGAUUGUCACAGCCGUCGUCUUCUGAGCAGAGUCCAUUGUUGUACGAUCCGCCGCAAGUAGUGUCCGAGAAAGUUUCGGAAGACAUGAAUAUUAUACAGGCGAUGUGUACUGCGGACUUCUGGCUGUUGUUUGUAGCCAUGGUGUGUGGGCUCGGCUCUGGAUUAGCCACCAUAAACAACAUCAGCCAAAUCGGAGAAUCCCUCGGAUACACCACCGUCGAGAUCAACACUUUGGUCUCCCUAUUGAGUAUAUGGAACUUUCUAGGUCGCUUCGGAGCCGGAUAUGUUUCUGAUGUCUUGCUUUACAAGAGAGGUUUCACGAGGCCGUUCUUGAUGGCUUUUACUCUGCUCAUCAUGACGGUCGGUCACAUAAUCAUUGCUUCCGGCUUUUCAGGAAAUCUUUAUGUGGGCUCAGUCCUCGUGGGCGUUUGCUACGGUUGCCUGUGGUCGUUGAUGCCCACGAUCACUUCGGAGAUAUUCGGCGUUGGACACAUGGGCACCAUUUUCAACACCAUAGCCAUAGGUAGUCCCGUCGGAUCGUACAUCCUGUCGGUGAGAGUGAUCGGAUAUAUCUAUGAUGAGGAAGCGACGGGGGAGGAUAACUCCUGUUACGGCACUCAUUGCUUCAUGCUGUCGUUCUUCAUAGUGGCAUCCGUUGCCUUCUUCGGUUUCCUGGUCGUUCUGGUGUUGUUCUUCCGCACAAGAAGUUUCUACAAGCUAAUUCUUCAUAGAAGAUCGCAGCAUUCGCAGCUCACAGCGGUUGAGUGAAUUCCUUGAUUAGUUUGUUCUUUUUCAUGCCAUUUCCUUGUUGUAUUCCGGACCAAGUGAAAUUCUGAGCGCUACAUAAUACCCAUAUGUCUCCCUCGUUUUUCUUAGGGGAGAGAGAGAGAGAGAGAUGGAGAUCUGAUCAAUUAUUGGCUACGACUUGUCCUUAUCGAGCAGUUUUCCGUUAAUUUUUGCUUUC